This is a messenger RNA of Oncorhynchus tshawytscha (Chinook salmon), 2980 nucleotides long. Its product is annotated as galanin receptor type 1. The coding region runs from base 401 to 1459 and encodes 352 amino acids. The transcript has 3 exons. Gene Ontology annotation, molecular function: galanin receptor activity. NCBI's taxonomy places the organism in Eukaryota, Metazoa, Chordata, Actinopteri, Salmoniformes, Salmonidae. Gene Ontology annotation, cellular component: membrane. The record is from RefSeq and is a predicted model, not a curated record. Gene Ontology annotation, biological process: positive regulation of cytosolic calcium ion concentration; G protein-coupled receptor signaling pathway; negative regulation of adenylate cyclase activity.
UAAUAUGUAGGGGGAAAUAGGGCGAGGAGGGAUUUGAGCGAAGCCAUCCAGCGACUGAGGACGCAUCAGGUGGAGACAACAACUGCAUUACGCACCAAGAAUAUAUAGAACAGUACACUCUGGGCAGCUAACUUCAAACAUAUUGACAAAAUGUCUCAUAAAAAGUAUCUUCACUUACAUUGUAUCGAAAAACAAUGAGGAACAUUGCAACGAAUUGAGAUACAAUAUUGUGUGAUGGCUGCAUUCAAGAGACUCAAGAGACCUUGAAACAAAUUAUGCUUUGAUUAUCUGAAUAGGCAAAAACGCCUGCCAGCUAGUGUCAAACGCCCCUGGAAGACAUAAUAAGGCAUUUGUGCCCCCUUCACUUACAUUUGAAAAUAUUUCAGCACUAGAAAAAGUGAUGAACUCGUCAGGUUUGGACAACCUAACCGAAUUUGCACCAUGGUAUGUCAACAGAACGGAUAUCGAGGAGGAAAAUCCGAAACUUUUGUUCGGGAUUGGCAUGGACAACUUCAUUACGCUUUUGGUUUUCGGACUCAUCUUUACACUUGGAGUGUUGGGAAACUCCAUGGUUAUCACGGUGCUGGCCCAUAGUAAACCCGGAAAACCACGGAGCACCACCAACAUAUUCAUCCUCAACCUUAGCAUCGCCGACCUGUCCUACCUGCUUUUCUGCAUCCCCUUUCAGUCAACUAUUUACAUGAUGCCGACAUGGGUUCUAGGUGCCUUCAUCUGCAAGUUUAUUCAUUAUUUCUUCACCGUUUCUAUGCUGGUCAGUAUUUUCACCUUGUCCGCAAUGUCGGUGGACCGCUACAUUGCCAUUGUUCACUCCAGAAAAUCGUCCUCCAUCCGUGUGUCAAAGCACGCUUUGAUCGGAGUGGUGGUCAUUUGGAUACUCUCUUUGGCCAUGGCAGCGCCAGUCGCGGUCAUACACAACAUAUACCAGAGAGACGAGAAUCACACCUAUUGCUGGGAAGUGUGGCCGGAUCAAAACCAAAAGAAAGUCUAUGUUGUUUGCACGUUUGUUUUUGGUUAUGUAUUGCCCCUGUUGCUGAUUUCGUUCUGCUACGCAAAGGUUUUAAAUCACCUGCACAAAAAACUCAGAAACAUGUCCAAAAAGUCAGAGGCGUCGAAAAAAAAGACUGCCCAGACGGUUCUUGUAGUGGUGGUGGUGUUCUGCCUGUCAUGGCUCCCUCACCAUGUGGUCCACCUGUGGGUGGAGUUUGGCAACUUCCCCUUGACCCAGUGGUCCUUCUUGUUCCGGGUGGCGGCCCACUGCCUGGCCUAUAGCAACUCCUCCGUCAACCCUGUCAUCUAUGCCUUCCUCUCGGAGAACUUCAGAAAGGCCUACAAGCAGGUGUUCAGGUGUCAGAUUACCAACUCCCCUCUCAACGAACUCAAGGAGUUCCGCAGCAAGGUGGACAACACACCACCCUCCACCAACUGCACCAACGUCUGAUUGGAGGGCACUGAGUGCCAGCUCAACUACGGCCAUGAUGAUUGGUUGUUUUCAAGGGGCCUUCUGAGACAUAUAAUGCCAUGACAUUCCAUGUUUGUAUGAAGACAAUAUGAAGAAAACUGGAUAUGCACUCAAGCUACAUAGGUCCACAUCAGCGCUGUUCCGUCAUCAGAAUAACGCCACGCCAGACGAUGUGCCAUACUGGACAUACGAUCAUAUGUGUAGUGAGCUGGACAUACGAUCAUAUGUGUAGUGAGCUGGACAUACGAUCAUAUGUGUAGUGAGCAUCUCUCUUCCUUUCUCUUUCUCUCUUGCUCCCUCUCUCUCCCUCUUGCUUUCUCUCCCGUUCUCUCUGUCAUUAUCACAGGAAGAUUGCUGAGUCUGACUCUCAGGAAUGGAAAGAAGGUGGACUUUGAUAUUUCACUGACCCUCUUCUUAUAAAUCAAAACUGUGAAUGUUUGGUAAUUUGCCUUCUUAUAUGUGCAGAUAUUUUGUGCAUGUGCAUAUUGUUGGUCCUUCUUAAUGCUGUAUUUAGGCUGUCUUAAGUAGCUAUUGAAAUGAGCAUCUAUAAUAUAGCUUCAAUCUACACAUUAAAGCCUGAGGUUACUGCUGUAUAUUGUACGUAGUAUUCUAUCUUGCAGUAGUUUUGAAUUGUUAAGCUAUUGCUCUAUUAGAUAUUGCUCAGAAUAUAAAAAAUGCACACAGUGUAAUUUUCUCUUUAAAGUUGAAUACUGUUUGAAGAGAAAGCAUUUUGUUGUUUGAAUGUAAUGGCCAAUUCUCUUGUUGCGAGUUGCCAAUGUGUAUACAAGGGAAUGUUGUCCGUAUAACUUAAACCUGUCUUGCCAUCUGUAAUAGAGAGUUUUCAAUGGAGAAAAAAAACACAUGUUGGGACUUUUAAUAAUACUAUUGUAUAAACGAUUUAAAAAUACUAUAAUGUGUAGUCAAUAUAAGCCUACUUUAUCUUAUUUAUUAAAUUGGUGUAUGAUAUGGAAAGCUUAAGUCCAUGUUUUCUGGCGUAUUGUUUUGUGAUGACUUUGGCUUGUACAUUACAACUUGUACAGGUACAGUAUGUGGUUUUAUCUUAGUGCUGGAUCACUGAGCAACCUUGCUUCAAAGGCAUUGUGUGGGAUCUCGUUACCCUUUGACUUCCAUUUCCCCUCAUCAUUACAGAGUAAACUAAAGACAAAUCUUCAAAGAUCAGAGACUGCCAAGAUUUUGUUUAUCACUUACAAUCAGAAGUAAACAGAAAAAAACAUAACUAUUCUCACAAAAGUAUAUCCAGCACCCUUUUCACAGCUAAUACCACAUCCAUGUUUGAUAGUUUAGUAUAUGUGAGAGAGAUUUGAAAAAGUCACUUCUCAUUUUAUGUGUCGAAAGCUAGCUAAUACUCUUUAAAUAUUUAAAUAUUUUGUUUGGUUAACAUAAUCCAAUCAGGGAUUGCCUACUCUAUCAAUCAAUCAAUCAAUCAAUCAAUCAAUCAAAUUAAUUUAUAAAGCCCUUUUUACAUCAGCCGAUGUCACA